CGAGGUAAGAGAUUUUUUCCAGUGAUGUCAUAAAUUAUUAUUUAUUCAAAUUUGUUUAUACAAUAAAACAGCAUAAAAAAACGUAUUCAACUAUGUAAUAUACUACAUUUUUUAGAAGAAUGUUUGAUCAUGUUGUGAAGAAUUAUUGCUAAAAUGGCAGACAGAACAAUGGUGGGAGGCAUUCCGGUUGAAUGUUUAACUGGAGAACCUGCAGUAAUUUGGUCUGGUUGGCGUUCAUUGGGAGACAGAGAACUUGUCAGGGAAGCAUCUGCAAAAGGCACACAUAUUAGUCUUGCAUACAAGUGUUUAGCUUAUAGACGAAAUUGCUCUAUUAAUGAUGCUCAACAUUAUUUCAAUAAAGAAGUGGAAAUUUGGAUUACCGAACUUUUGAAUAAACACCAAAUUUUCAGGGCUUCUCAUGUUCUGCAAAAUAUGGGAAAAAAUCCAGUGGAAUAUAUAUAUCAAGUAUGUAUGAACUGUAAGGAAUCCAUGUUAAGGAAUUAUUUAUCAGAAUAUUUAAUAAGCAUUGCACGUUUUGAAAAUGACCACAUAGAUUCAUGGAACAUAUUAAAGAAUAUUAUACAAUACGAACAAAAAUACAUGAUAAACGAUGGUUUAAGCUCUUCUGUCUGUAUAACAGAUAUUAUAAAAUUACCUGGAAAUAUAAAGCAAGCAUUAUGCACAGAAUUGUAUUUUUCUAUAACUGAACAAAAUCUCUUAAAAAAUAUAACUAAUAUCGUGCUAUGGGACUAUUUGCUAUCAAAUAAUGAAAUUGAAAUGAUAAAGUUUUGGAUAGAUACUUACUAUAAUGAAAAUGCUGUAGAGGAGUCAAAUGACAUUUAUGAAAAAUAUAAAUUCUUGUUUACUACCAUGGAUAUCAUACCAGACAUGAUCGAUGCCAUUGAUUCUUCAAAUGCAACUAAUCUUGUGAAAGAUUUAAUUAAAAAUCAUCUAUGUAGGUAUGGAAUAUUUGUACAGAGAGAAAAACAGGAUAUAAAGUUAAUAUUAGCGCGCAUCUUCGGCAGUGCAAUAACGCUAUCAGAAUUUAACACAAUACUGUUACAUAGAACAUGCAAUAUUAAUAAAACAGAUUUUGUUCAAAUUAUUGAUAAGGAACUGUGCAUUGCACGUUGCUUGACUGAAAAACACACGGAAGAAGAUGAAUUUAAACUUUUGGAGUUAUUUGAUAUAUUAAAACAGAUGUGUGAAAGUCAAGAGCACGUUGAAGAUGUAUUGAUAGAAGGAAUUUUCAAAACAAUUCAUUAUCUUUCCGACGAUAUAAAUGAAUUUUUAAAACAAAAUUAUUUAAUAGUUUUAGUAUUAAUAUUUUCUUAUUUAUCGAAAGAAAAUAUAGCAAAUAAUAAAAACGAGAAUAUAUUAAAAAAUAUAUUCACGAGUGAAAAUGAUUUGCAAUUGGGCGCUUAUAGCAUUUCGAACGAAGUUCUUCAAAAUACAUUAAGGCAUGUUCCGAUUCUUAAAAAUAUUAUAGAAAAUAAACCAAAGAAAGAGAUUACGAUGUAUCAAUUAUUGGAUGGCUACAAAAAUUUAAAUGUAGAGCAAUUGUUUAAGUGGCGGUUUAAUAACGAAGAAAUGCCUCACUUUUCUGACGAAACUCUUAUUAAAAAAUAUGGACAUACCGAAGCACUAACAUACGAAUAUUACUUGAAAGAAGCUCGUCCAAAUAUGGCUAUAUUAAGCUUGAAGCAUUCCCAAAGAAAAUUAGUUAAAAGUGUAUCUUCAAGAAGAAAACGUAAAGCAGUUUUUUAUGCGUACAUUUUUGCCCUACGAAAUUUAGAUAAACCGGAAAUACUUUGUAGUUGCGUUUCUUUCAUUGAAAUGUUAGAUAUGAAUUCAGAUAUAUUAAAACUUCAUAUAACGGCGGCAAACUAUGUGCAAAAAGAGAUAAAUGUUCCUAUUGGACAUUUGUUGGAAAAUGAACUAUACAAAGAUGUGAAUGAUGUAAAGACUUUAAUGUCUUAUCUCGAAAGUAGCUUCCAAAAAAAUUUGAAUGAACAUCUAAUCGAGGAUAGUAAACAAUUUAUAAACGUACUGAAAACGUGGGACGUUAUUGUGCGAUUUGCAAAGAUACACAAUUAUUUUUUGCCAACCAGCCUAUUGAAAUUUUUAGCAAACCAAAAUCACUGGUUUGAAUUUAUCCUAGUUUCUCAAAUUUUUUCAUAUCCCCUGGAUCAGGUAUUAAAAAAUACUAAACACUUUGAAGAUGCAAUUAUAAGAGAUCACUUGCUAACUUGUUUAAAUAAUACACAAUUUCUAAAAUCACAAUCAGUUAUACACGGUGAUCAAAAAAUAAAAUCACGCGAUGUUAGACAAUCAUUAUAUUACAAGAUUGGAGUUAACCAAAAUGAAUUUCCUUCUUCUGGCUCACAUACAUCAGCAGAUUCAGGGAGCAUUGAUUCUUGUAGUAUAUAUGAAUAUCCCAUAAACGACAGUAUUUGUUCUCUGAACGACGAUUUAUGGUUAAUUAUUCUAAAAUGUCAUCAAAGCCCAGAUCCACCUGGUGCACUGAUCAAUGCCUCCCAGCUUACAUCGAGACCUUUUCUCGCGGUUUUAGCAACUUGUUAUGAGCCAUCUGCAAUAGCAGCAUAUGCUUAUUCAUGGAUGGUAAUAUCUGCUUCGGACAAAAAUAUCACUUCUGACUACAAAGAAUGUUUAGAACAACAAAUAUGGACAGCUAAUCAAGUCUUGAACUUGUUAGAUAGAAUGGUGAUAUGUGGUUACAUUGGUAUCCUCAAUAAAGCUUGUAAAAUUUUUAUGCCUGAGUGUCCUUUUAAUUCAUUUUUCGAAUUCCUUGCACAAUGCACAAAUUAUGGAGACUUUAAAGACAGUCAGGAAAAUUUGUUGGAAUUCAAUACACGAUGUUUAAACCUCAAACGUAAUAAAGUUAUGGAUUGGGAUUGUUCGGACAACACGUACAUGGAAAAUUUACAUUGGGUUGCAAUUGUUGCUAUUAAAUGUAUCAUUGCAACACUUGCUUAUGGCUUAAGGAGUACGCAUUCACAAAUAAAAUUUCUCGAAACUUUAAUAACAUGUAAUUUUUACGAAGAUUUUCCAGUUUACGUCCCGAAUUUUCAACAUCUUUUACAAAUUAUAAAGAUUCUUCAAGAAACUACAGUUACAUUAAACUUCACGGCUAUUACGAUGUCAAAUAAUGUAUAUAAUUUUGAUCUAGAAAUUCAGAGAUGUGUCGAUGAUUUAUUAAACAUUAAAAAUUAUAACAGUGCAUUAGAAUUAUCAAAUGUGGCAGGCUUAAAUUCAUCUGACAUUAUUUUAGCUCAGUAUCGGAAUCAAUUUAAAUAUUGUAUGCAGCAAAAUGACAAAAUUAAAAAUGAAUUUUGGAACGAGUGUGCGAUGAAUUUUAAGAAAUACAACGUUUCGUGUGAAAAAACUGUAGAAUUUUUUAUUGAACAUGCCGAAAAGGUUGUUUCUCAUAAAGAAAGAUAUGAAAUAUUGCACUUAGUUUUUGAAAUACUCAAAAAUGUGGAAACAGAACAGGAGAUUAUUAACAAAAUAGAAGUGGCGAUGUGGAAAUCGUGUAUAUUAGCUGGUUCUGAAAAUGUACAGUUAAACGGUGGACCUUCGAUUUUUAAUAAAUUAAAAACAGAACUAUUGUCAGAAUUAAAUACAGUGAAAUUUAGCUGUACAUUAAAUUAUUCUUAUCAAAAGAAUGCAGCUGAAAAUUUGAUUAACAAAUUAAUUGAUUUAGGUAAAUUGGAUAUAGCAUUGAGAAUUAGAACCAUUUUUAAUUGCAAACAUAGGGAUUUACAAAUUCUAAUGUUAUGUUUGAGCUUGGCAGAAGGUGAAAUUAUACCGUGUGAAUUAACUUCCGAAGAAAAAAUUCUUUUAAAAGAACUAAAUGAUAGCAAACAACCAAUGUACGGUGCCUUUAAAAAUCGCGGGUUGCAAAGAUUGUCGUCGUCGACUUCAUUAAUCACUUUAACCAACAUAAAUGAAACGUAUAAAAUGAAAGACGAAAAUGUACACAAAGUUCAAAUGGAAUGCUUGUCAAUAUUGCAAAAAUUACACAAAACCUUGAAACAUGGAGCGGACAUAUGUUUGAGAAUAGUAUUAUGUUAUAAAUUGGCAGUACAAUUAGGAAAAAGUUACCAUUUCUUAUUAAUGUUGAACGAUCCUUUCCAAUUUUUACAAGAAAUCGCGGAAAGCAAUGUCGAUAAUAAAUGCGAAAUUUUGAAUGAUAUAAUUAUUGCAUAUAAAAUAAACAAUGAUAGUGUUGCAACAUUCUUGACUGAAAAUAUUACGAUAAAUGUUACACUCGCCAUAGAAGGCGGAUACGAUAAUAAUAUUUCUUUGUGGGGAUAUUCUUUAAAUACUAAUUUCCGAAUAAUUAUGGAAUUGUGCAAUGAUGUCUCGCUUCUUGGAUGGCAGCUGUUAAAAACAGCAAAUAACUUACUUGGACAAUCUCACGGUGAAAACAAAACCGUGUCAACUUUAAAAACAACCGUAGAAUUAUUAAUUCGAUCGCACGAUUGUUUUACAACUUCUUGCAAUAUGGAGGGUAUAGCGUCAAUUCUACGUAAAUGUCAAAAUCUUGCAAAUGUUUUGCAAAAUCAUAAGUUGUGGGCGUUAUUGGUCCGACUUGUAACAGGUGUCGGUCGUUUUACCGAAAUGAAUUACAUAUUUCACAUAUUAAAAAAUAAUGAUCAGUUCGAAUAUUUGCUUGGGCAAGGAUUGGAUAAGGUGAUGGGUUUAAAAAUGGCAUUACUGGAAUUUUUAAAACACCACUGCCCUGAAAACAGGGAUCUUUUUACUUUAGUUGCAUUACAUUUUCAAUUGUAUCAUGAAAUGGCAUUUAUGUGGGAAAAUGAAGCAAAGGAUGUACUUAAAACAUUAAUAUCAGAUGCAAUAAAAGUUCCUGGAAAACUGCAUUUUACUACACAACGUGAAAUGAAAUUUUAUAAAUCCGAGAAUGUUCAGAAACAGUUGCAAUUAGCCAUAAAUAAUUUUACUCAUGCAACACAAUACUAUUUGCAGGCUAAUGAACUAAAUCUUGCUGGUCAAUGUUCUGAUCAGACACAAUUGGUUGGCCUUCAACUUUCACUUCUUAAUACAGCAGUAUCUAAUAAUCAACAAGUAAUCUCCAUACUUAAUUUAAAGUCUGAAGAUGUUGACAGAAUAUUGUCUCAUACUUUAAAUUUCUCUCAAGCUCUAAUUGUUAUACAAGCUUACAAUCACCAUGUGGAUUGGGCUUGUCUGAUAUAUAAUCAUAGUAUAUUAAAUGGACAAACAAAAUAUUUAAAGGAUUUCUUAGCUGUGAAAAAACUAACUCCCAGUCUGGUAGAAGAUUGUGCACGUAGGUACAGAUUGGAAAAAAACAUCACUCAUACAAUGAUGGACAAUAUGAAAACAUUAGUGUCUGAAUUAUCAGAUGUGGAAUGUAAAUACAUGUUAGCAAGUCAAUUAGGGUUUAAAAAUAUUAUAGAAACAAUGCUCAAUGAUCCCAUGAUAGGCGCAUAUCUUAAAGAUACUGUAUGGAAAAAGGGCUAUAAUACCAACUAAAUUGUUCACAUUCUUAACCCCAUAUACUUAUCAAAAACACUUGAGUAAUUUAUUCGUAAAAAAUAAGUGUUGUAAGUGUAUGUUUUCAUUAGUACUUUUCUAUAAAUAAAUAUUUUUGUAUAUUAUUCUUCAAUUAAUUUAUAUUUAAAGUUAUGACAAAUAUUACUUUCACGUACAUACCCAUAUACCCACUAUCAUUUAUUUGACAAGAGAAAUCGUGUCUUGAACUUCAUACUCUGUAUGAAAUAACCGACUUCAAG
This is a messenger RNA of Colletes gigas, 5795 nucleotides long. RefSeq names its product spatacsin (gene SPG11). The transcript has 23 exons. Bases 154 to 5535 code for a protein of 1793 amino acids. Gene Ontology annotation, cellular component: cytoplasm; synapse; axon. NCBI's taxonomy places the organism in Eukaryota, Metazoa, Arthropoda, Insecta, Hymenoptera, Colletidae. Gene Ontology annotation, biological process: synaptic vesicle transport; chemical synaptic transmission; axon extension. The record is from RefSeq and is a predicted model, not a curated record.